CCAAAUUCGUCAAAUUUUUUAUAGCUAGCGAGACGAAAACAUGUAUGACUUUCGCUGUUCUUUUCUCAUGAGUAACAAUGGAAGCAUUUACGCCUAGAAACAGAAUAAAAAGAAAAAGAGGAGAAAAGAAAAUACUUCGGAUAUGGAGGAACAAUACCAUUCCCAUCCCACCACGUUUGAAAUUUUAUAAUUUAGACGCUCCAUUCCCACUUCCGAAAACCUCAAGAAGAUUCGAAUUUUUUGCUUCGAUGGAACCCCAAAUCUUUCAAAGACUACUAAACGAGAAGGGGUUUGGCUGAUAGGUUAAAGGUCUCUAUUUUUAACGAAGGAAAUGGCGCUGGAAUUGGUGGGUGGAGCUGUUUUGGGGGCUGUGGUUGGGGAGCUGUUCAAAGCGAUCUUGAAUUUGGGCGAAAGGGCCAUCAAUUUCAAUCCUGUUCUUAAUGAUAUCCGUUCCAAGUUAAAUGCUAUAAUCCCUUUGGUGAAGCAAAUCGAUGAACUUAAUGAGUAUCUCGAUUACCCAAAAGAAGAAACAGAGAAGUUGAUGGAUCUAAUGGAUGAAGGGAAGAGGUUGCUUCUCCAGUGCGGCGACGUGAAAUUGGGGAAUGUUAAUUAUUUGAAGAAACCAUUUUACACCCAAAAGCUUCGGGAAUUGGAUUCUUCACUUCGAAGCUUCAUGGAUGUUCUGAUGUUGCAGAUGGCUAGAGAUCAGAAGAAGAACUUGAAGAUGAUGGACCAAAUGAUGGAGAUCAUUUUUAGACUUGAUAACAAAGGUAGGUCGAGCUCGAACAAGGCUAUGGAUUUGAUUGUACCGCCAUGUUUAGUUCCUCAACUGCAAGAAGAAACUGUUGGGUUGGAGAAGCCAGUUAAGGAGUUGAAGGUGAAACUUUUCAAAAAUGGGGUUCAUAUGUUGGUGGUGACAGCUCCUGGAGGCUGUGGAAAAACUACGCUGGCCUUGAAAUUUUGCCAUGACAAAGAAGUCAAAGAUAUAUUCCAGGAGAAGAUCUUAUUUGUUACAGUUUCAAGAAAACCAGAUUUGAAGCUUAUAUUAAAAGACAUAAUUGAAAGCCUUAGAGGUAUUCAAUUGCCUGAUUUGCAAAGUGAUGAACGUGCAUUCUGCUAUUUAGAACUUUGGCUGAAGCAAACUGGUCUAAAUCAUCCUGUAUUGAUUGUGUUAGACGAUGUGUGGAAUGGGCAAGAAUCUGAAGAACUUCUUGAUAAGCUUUUUCAAUUGCCUCGCUGCAAGAUCUUGGUCACUUCUAGGUUUUAUUUACCAAGAUUUAGUGAGUCCUAUUAUUUGGAACCUUUGAAUCACGAGAAUGCAAUACAACUUUUUCGUCGUGCAGCAUCAUUAGACAAAGGAAUUUCUAAGCUCCCUGAUGAUGAAACUGUAGAAAAGAUAAUUGGGGGAUGCAAGAGACUCCCUCUUGCAUUGAAGGUAAUCGGAAGGUCGCUUUCUCACAGACCGACAUCGGUUUGGAAAGUGACAGGGAGGAAUUUAUCUAGACAUGGCUCCAUAUUUGAUUCUGGGAAAGAACUUCUUGAAUGCCUACAGAGCAGUCUGGAUGUCUUGGAUGAUAACAUGGUAACUAAGGAGAGUUUUAUGGAUUUAGGUUCCUUUCGCGAAGAUCACAGAAUUGCUGCUUCUACCUUCAUUGACAUUUGCACAGUUUUGUACAAAGGAGACGAAACUGAAGCAAUGGUUAUCCUCGACGAACUAUCCUCUCGGAGUCUAGUUAAUUCUGUCACGACGAGAAAAUAUGCAUAUGAUGAUGACGACUCCUACGAAGAGUACUUUUAUACUCAGCAUGAUAUUCUUAGAGAUUUGGCUAUCCACUUGAUGAAUAUGGAGCCCAUAGAACAAAGGAAAAGAUUGAUCUUGGACAUUAAUAGAAAUGAUCUUCCCAAAUGGUGGGUUGAUCAAGAAAAGCAUCCUUCCAAUGCUCACCUUAUAUCCAUAACCACAGAUGAGAGUUUCUCAUCAAGUUGGCCUGACAUGGAAGCACCUGAAGUGGAGGUUCUGAUUCUUAAUCUUCAGUCAAGAACUUACAACUUGCCUGGGUUCAUCAAAAGAAUGAAUAAACUGAAAGUUUUGAUAAUCACAUGUUAUGGUUCUUUUCUAACAGAGGUGACAAGUGAAGAUCAUCAACUACUCAACUGUCUAACGAGUCUUCAACGAAUCAGGUUCGAGCGGAUUUCAGUUCCUAUCUUUAGUAAUCCAAACCUGAAACCGCUGAUAAAUCUGCAGAAAAUAUCCUUCUUUAUGUGCAAAUUUGGUAAAAAUUUCAUGAACCUUUCAACCCAAAUCUCGGAUUUGUUGCCAAACUUGCUGGAGAUUUCCAUAGACUUUUGCAACAACUUGAGUGCAGUCCCCAAUGGGCUUUGUGAAAUUGUCAAGUUGCAGAAGCUAAGCAUUACAAAUUGCCAUGGACUAUCUUCCUUGCCAGAAAAUGUAGGAAAGCUGAUUAAUCUAAAAAAAUUGAGGCUAAGAUCUUGCAUUCACUUAGAAGAGUUGCCGGAGUCGACGACGGAACUUCGGGAAUUAGUGCUGCUUGAUAUAUCUAACUGUCUUGGUCUUGCCAAGCUCCCUGAUAAGAUUGGUGAAUUGCGUCAAUUAGAAAAGCUUGACUUGAGGCACUGCUCGAGUUUGCGCAACCUGCCACUGUCAGUUAGAAACCUGAAAAAGUUGAAGCUUUUAUGUGAUGGAGAGGUUGCAGAGUGGUUGAAAAAGGUUGCACCCCGCCUUGCUAAACAGGUGAAAGUGCAAGACGAAGAACCCAACCUGGAGUGGCUUGGUUUAUGAACCAUUCUUUGAUUUAAAACAUUUGUUCGUUUACUCCUUUGUGUUUAGACCGAGUACAGCUCAAUUAAUUAGGCUUAUGUGUCUGCUCGGAUGGGCUCAAAAAAUUCACCCAUAGUUUGAAUUAGUAAGGUAAUAAUUAAUAUUGUGAGGAAAAAAAAAAUUAAGUCUUGAAAUUUGGUAAAAACUAGUUGGGUUGAAUUUUCGAUAAGAUCUUUAAUAAUUCAUGCAACUUAGUGUUUGUUUGGUUCUUUAAUGUUAAUGUUAAAUGUCGUCUACAAUUUGGUUUAA
Molecule: messenger RNA, 3088 nt
Organism: Benincasa hispida (wax gourd)
Lineage: Eukaryota; Viridiplantae; Streptophyta; Magnoliopsida; Cucurbitales; Cucurbitaceae
Product: putative disease resistance protein At5g66900
Molecular function (GO): ADP binding
Source: RefSeq, a predicted model, not a curated record